CCCACACCUCCAUAAACAACCCCCCCCCUCCUCCUCCUCCUUCUCCUUUCCUUCUAACUUCGAAUCAUGGCGAUGUUGACGGCGACGAAGCGCGCGAUUCGGUCCCUGGCUCCAAGGGUUCUCGAUGUCUCUCCUCUCACGAGACAGCUCCAUGCUUCCCCUGGGAGCAAAAAGAUUGUUGGGGUGUUCUACAAGGCCAAUGAAUACGCGACGCUGAAUCCUAACUUCUUAGGGUGCGCUGAGCGAGGCUUGGGCAUUCGUGAGUGGCUGGAAUCUCAGGGCCACCAGUACAUUGUCACUGAUGACAAAGAAGGCCCGAACUGUGAGCUUGAGAAACAUAUCCCUGAUCUGCAUGUUUUAAUAUCCACCCCCUUCCAUCCGGCCUAUGUUACGGCGGACAGAAUCAAGAAGGCCAAGAACUUGCAACUUCUUCUCACUGCUGGGAUUGGCUCUGACCACAUUGAUUUGAAAGCAGCAGCUGAAGCUGGACUGACUGUUGCUGAGGUCACUGGAAGCAAUGUGGUCUCGGUUGCAGAAGAUGAGCUCAUGCGAAUUCUCAUUCUUGUCCGAAACUUUCUACCUGGCUAUCAUCAGGUGAUUGAAGGUGAAUGGAAUGUUGCAGCCAUUGCAUAUAGGGCCUACGACCUUGAAGGCAAGACUGUUGGGACUGUUGGGGCUGGCCGCAUUGGAAAGCUUUUGCUCCAGCGUCUAAAGCCCUUCAACUGCAAUCUGCUGUACCAUGAUCGGCUCAAAAUGGAACCUCAACUAGAGAAAGAGAUUGGGGCAAAAUUUGAGGAAGAUCUUGAUGCUAUGCUUGCUAAGUGUGACAUUGUUGUUAUCAACAUGCCUCUUACUGAGAAAACUAGAGGAAUGUUUGACAAAGAUAGGAUUGCAAAGCUGAAGAAGGGAGUUCUCAUUGUAAAUAAUGCCCGAGGAGCAAUCAUGGAUACUCAAGCAGUUGUAGAUGCUUGCUCCAGUGGCCACAUUGCAGGUUACAGUGGUGAUGUGUGGUACCCACAGCCUGCUCCAAAGGAUCACCCAUGGCGAUACAUGCCCAACCAUGCAAUGACGCCUCACAUUUCAGGAACUACCAUUGAUGGCCAACUGAGAUAUGCUGCUGGAACUAAGGACAUGUUGGAUAAAUACUUCAAGGGAGAGGACUUCCCCCCACAAAAUUACAUUGUCAGGGAAGGCAAACUGGCGAGCCAGUACAUCUGAUCAUACUUUGGUCGAUGAAAGAGGGACUUCUUUGUACGAAUCAGUGGGUGGGUUGUCAGAAGUCCAAAUAAAUCCUAGAGUUCACUCUAUGUAUUUGUUAACCAAGUUGUCAGAAGUUCAAAUAAAUCCUAGAGUUCACUGUAUGGAUUUGUUAACUAAGUCCUCUGUUCAGAGUAACAAUUAUGUCACUAACUAUGGUGGCUAGCAGGGAAAUUUUCUUUCAGCUGAUUGUGCUGUUCUGGAUUGAUGCA
This is a messenger RNA of Phoenix dactylifera (date palm), 1469 nucleotides long. RefSeq names its product formate dehydrogenase (gene FDH). Gene Ontology annotation, molecular function: oxidoreductase activity, acting on the CH-OH group of donors, NAD or NADP as acceptor; formate dehydrogenase (NAD+) activity; NAD binding. NCBI's taxonomy places the organism in Eukaryota, Viridiplantae, Streptophyta, Magnoliopsida, Arecales, Arecaceae. Gene Ontology annotation, cellular component: chloroplast; mitochondrion. The record is from RefSeq and is a predicted model, not a curated record.